GCAUCCGCUCUUCACUAUUCAUCGAUCCCUAAAAAAAAAUCGAUCCCCUUUCUUCCCAAACCGCCGCCGCCGCCGCCGGGCAGGAUGCAAGGCGAGGCGCGGCUACCGCCGGCGUGUGUAUCCAAGGUGCUCGACGACGAAGACCUCCUGUCGGAGAUCAUCGUCCGCGUCGGCUUCCCCACCAGCCUCGUCCGUGCCGCCGCCGUCUGCAGGCGCUGGCUCAGCCACGCCUCCGACGGCGCCUUCCUCCGCCGUUUCCGCGAGCUCCACCCGCCCAGACUCCUCGGCUUCUACAUCGCAGAAAGGGACUAUCCGGCCUCCGAACGCUUCUUCCCCAUGCUGCACCUGCCCCCGGAGCUCGCCGCCGUCGUCCGCCGCGCAAGCUUCAGGCCGGACGCCUACGACGGCGCGCAUGCCCAUGUGGUGGGCUGCUCCAACGGCAGCGUCCUCACCCACCGCGCAAGCUUCUGCCUGGACACCUUCAAGCUUGUAUUUGCAAGGCACAGGCCGCUGUGCUAUGAGAGAGGUAUGCGUAUGACCAUCCUCCCAGGAUUAAAACUCAGAACCUCACCAGGCAGUAUCUACAAUUGGACACAACUCUUCUCCAAACAAGAAGAGGAUGGGUGGUCCUACUUUUAUCUCACCGUGAAGGAUAUCAUGGAUGCACCUGGGGUGCUUCUGUAUGUGUAUAUGUUGCAAAAUGGUGAUGAUGUCUGGCGCCUGCAUCUCACCUUGGCCUCAGACCUGCAUGCAUGGAAAAGUCCCAAAGGCGUGCUCUUUGACAACAAAAUCUAUCUGGCGGCCGACGAUGCAAUUCUUAUCCUGGAUUUGACAGCCUCAAUCUUAUCGACAAUUCAGCUCCCACAAGGGGUGAGUUUUGACCUGAGUGGAACCACCAUGUUGUCGCGGGCCGAUGACGGUUCUGUUUUAUAUCUCAUCCAUAUCAAGGAGCUUCAACUUCAAAUCUGGCUCCAUAACGGGGGCAACUGGUUGCUGGUGGACACUGUUUGCUUGAGUGAAAUGUGUGCUAAUUUUCUCGAGGAUGAACCUACUGCUGACAUCCGGAUAAACCAUGUGGGGGACUAUAAUGAGUUUGUAUUCUUGGAGAUGGGUCGAUGUGUGCUCUACUUGGAUGUCAAGAACAGGACGCUGCGUAAAGUAUACAAGAUGACAGCAGAUGAGUAUUAUUUGGGUGAUAUCUAUCCUUUUAUGAUGAGCUGGCCUCCCAUUUUCCCUACUCUCAGUCCUGCAAGGAAUGCCACUUGAAGAACAAGGAUACGGGGAAAGCUUUUGGAUGACUUGCGACUAGGGUGCCACCAACCAAGUGCACAGGGCUGCUGCAUUUCCUCAGUAACAGUUCUAACUGUGUUCAUUUUAACUUGUAGCGGAUUAAUUAGGUUACCAUUUCACACUCUUGUCUUGUGGCAUCAGUAGUGCUAGGGUGUAUGCAAGUAACUCUCUCGCCUGGUCUGUUUGUGUUGUUGUCUUGUAGGAUUUGGAGAGGUGUCCUGCUUUGUAUGUUGAGUAGCCAUACUAUCUGAUCUAGUACUUGUAUUGCAGUCUUGGCAGUCUUGUCCACUGCUUGCAUUUGAACUAGUGUCUUAUUGUUGGCCAUUUCAGAAUCGAUUUCAGUUAGAGAUGUGUGUGUAUCUAGCUCUGAUGUAACAGUAAAAGAAAGCU
This is a messenger RNA of Triticum aestivum (bread wheat), 1680 nucleotides long. RefSeq lists its product as uncharacterized. The coding region runs from base 85 to 1266 and encodes 393 amino acids. The record is from RefSeq and is a predicted model, not a curated record. NCBI's taxonomy places the organism in Eukaryota, Viridiplantae, Streptophyta, Magnoliopsida, Poales, Poaceae. The transcript has 2 exons. Gene Ontology annotation, molecular function: protein binding.